UUCUGCUAGAAAUGAGCACUCAGGAGUUUCUUCAGCAUGACAACACCUUUCCCCCGGGUGGGGCUAGAUGUGAGACAUACAUGUGGUAAUUGCAUCUCAGUAGCUCACUAAUUGAUAUGCAGUAUAAAGCCCAAUGGAUAAGGUACUUGCUGGGAUUUUUGUUAGACAUUUCAUUUUAUCUAAGUUCCAGUUUAGUUGGAGUAGUACUGUGCCAUGAUUUGGGAUAAAAGACUUUUCUACCUGACUGUCCAGCUGUCUGCUGUAAUCCGCUUGGGAACUCCAAUGCAAAAUGAAACCAUGAUAAAUACUGGCUCUGAGCUUUCUGAGAAUACAUACAUACAGAAACUUUUGCAGCAUGUUGACCAUAAUGAGAAGGAAACCAUUCCAUUUAUUGGCCUGACAAAAAAUAAUGCACUAGACAAGCAUUGUUGUAAGAAUGGAGGGACGUGUGUUUUGGGAAGCUUCUGUGCAUGUCCGAAACAUUUUACUGGAAGAUAUUGUGAGCUUCAUGUCCAUAACCGGAAAUGUGGAAUUAUUGCACAUGGCCACUGGAUACAGAAGACGUGUGCUUUAUGCAGAUGUAUGUAUGGAACUAUGCACUGCUUUGCAUCUGGUGACUGUGAUGCAAAGGAUUAUGUGAAAGACACCCAUAUAUUUCUAUCAAGAAGCCCAAGCGUAUCCUACUGCCUCACCUCAUGGUUUUUAGUUAUUGCUGCCAGUAACACAUUGCUGCACUAAGAUUUUCUUUAUAAGAAAGCAAAUAUUUAUAUAUAGUAUAUUUUUAAUCCAAUAUAGAACUUGAAUUUAUAGAAGAUGAUUCUUUUUUUAAAAUGUUUUUUUUCUAAUGAAAUGCUAGCUAUUAUACAUAUUCUCUUUGCUCUUCAUUCAAAAUAUUUUAUAUAUGUAUAUCUCUAUAUCACCAAUAUUACAUUCAAGCCGUUGUUUUUAAAAUUUAAUAUGUAAAUCAAUAUUUAGACUUAUGAAACCUGUAGAUAUACUGGUGGGUUUUUUUUUUUUUUUUUUUUUAAAUCAUGCUCCAAAUGGGUAUAAAAUGGUUGAAAUUACCUAAUCUCCAGAAGUAGGCUGCUGUAUGAUCUGAACACUGACCAAAUCAGACAAGUUCAUCUCGUAUGGUAAAAUCUCCAAACAAGCAGAUAUCGCCAUAUAUGGGCAGGUUAAUACCUGACAGUCCAAUUGCUUACAUAAAAAAUUAUAUAAAAGUGGUCACAACGCACCUUCGUUCAUUGAAUUAAGGGCAUAUUCACUUAUACCACCAAGUUAUUUCACCUUUGGCGUGAGAAAAAACUUAACCAGAUGCACAGUGCUAAUCAAACUUCUCUGUAGAUGGUGCUAAAUAUGAUUAAUGUUUUAUGAGCCUAUAGUAAAAAUAAGAAUGAAUUGAUAGAACUUGAGUUGCGCUUAGACCACAAGGUCCAGGAUACACUCCUGGAAAAAAUUGGACCGGUGAUAUCAUUACUGCACAAAAUAAAUUUUGUGUGAAAACUUAACAGUUUAUAUCUAUUCUGACCUGAGCACACUGUUUAUAAAAAUGUACACACAAGUUUAAAAUGUGUGCACAAAAGAAUUUUACUGUGUGCAUAGCCGACAAGGAAUUAGAGAUAAUAUUGCUUCCCAGGUGCCUUGUGCUGACUGGAUCUUACAGAACACACAACAUUUCUAGUUCUAAGAUUCGACUACAAACAGGUGUGUUGAAAAAUAUAAACUGUGGUGUGCAUUGUGGUUAAGUAUAAAGAUGUUGACUGGUGGGGGAUAAUUAAACCCUCAGAAAUAUAUUUCACAAUAUACAGAAAGCAAUAGAUAUUGAGUAUGUGUUUUUUUCUGUUUAAUCGAACCAUAUAAGACGUCACCAUGGAGUUCAAUGACCAUAAGAAGACUCCACUUCUAAAAGCUUUUGUACAGGUCAUGGAACUUUGAGGUGAUGUCUAAUAUCCCUAUAUUUUACAAAAUAUGUAGGUUAUAUUUUAAUAAAGCACAAUCCAUCAAUAUGGAUUACAGUAGGGGGGUACACUAUUUGAUAUAUAACAUGCCCUUUUGUGUCUGCUGAUGUCAAAAUACUGAUAUAUACUGAGUCUAUUAAUCAUUUUAUUUUCAUUUUUUUUCUGCUAGCACUAGUGUAAAACUAUAGCUCACAUAUAUGCACUUGUGCUUGAAGUUUUUUUUGUUGACAAUUAUGUAUAUAUUAUAUCAAAGCAGAAGCCAGUGAACGUUUUGAACUUUUCAAACAUCACUUUUAUUCAAUUGAUAUAUUUAAUAAUCUUUUAACAGAGCUAAGGGAUAUGUUGGCAAAAAGGGAGAUUGUGCUGGGGAAAAAAUACAAAACUGUCAUUAGAUUAGUUUCUCCACAUUUUGUGUAUGCAAGAUAUGUUUGUAAACUGGUGUAGUGUUUAUAGUCUCCAAUCUCCAAUAAACAGUUAUUUACUGCUGGGUCACUUUUGUACAAGAUUAUUUCUGAUAAUCUACCUUCUCGAAAAUAAAUGGCUUUAUAUUAA
Xenopus tropicalis (tropical clawed frog) is the source of this 2510-nucleotide messenger RNA. The record is from RefSeq and is a predicted model, not a curated record. NCBI's taxonomy places the organism in Eukaryota, Metazoa, Chordata, Amphibia, Anura, Pipidae.